Spodoptera frugiperda (fall armyworm) is the source of this 14699-nucleotide messenger RNA. Its product is annotated as dystrophin, isoforms A/C/F/G/H. Gene Ontology annotation, cellular component: plasma membrane. Gene Ontology annotation, biological process: synaptic signaling. Lineage: Eukaryota; Metazoa; Arthropoda; Insecta; Lepidoptera; Noctuidae. Gene Ontology annotation, molecular function: protein binding; zinc ion binding. The record is from RefSeq and is a predicted model, not a curated record.
AUUACAAGAACCGCCAAUGUGAAUACAGGUAGAUAAAUAAUUCAUUCAGUGUUCUUCCAAAGACUAGUGCACUGUGCAACUAUACAUACCACUGUACCACCUAUAUAGUAGGUAAUAUUAUUUCCAAUACUAGGUACAUCCCGGCUGCGUCAAUAGACUGUGUUCGUUCCUUAUUGCACUAGGGCUUAUCGUUAUAAACAAUCCAUCAUAUUUGUGAAUAUUAGGUUACACUAAUCAUAAGGAAUAUUUGACCUCAACGGGAAUACACUUCAACCAUCGACUGUCCAAACGAUACGAGACGCGAGUUAGCGGCUGGUGGAAUGUGAAUAUUGUGAAUUGUGAAUUGGUGCUAACGACAGUCAUGAGAUGGCGCCACCAUCGCCCGUGUUGGGCCUACGAAGAGUGACUUGGAUCGUGGAGCUUGGUGAUACACCAGCAUAUGCUCAUGCACCGUAUGAGAAGCACCUUUCUACUAGUAAAUACGAACGAGAAGACGUACAAAAGAAGACGUUUACGAAAUGGAUAAACUCUCAGCUAGUGAAGAACGACAAGCCGCUGGUGGAGGACUUGUUCCUGGAUCUGCGGGACGGAGAGGUGCUGCUGUCUCUGCUGGAGAUCCUCACGGCCCAGCAAUAUAAACGCGAGCGCGGCCGCAUGCGCGUGCACCACAUCAACAACGUGAACACGGCGCUGCACGUGCUGGACUCCAACGGAGUCAAGCUCGUCAACAUCAGCAGCAACGACAUCGUCGACGCCAACCCCAAGCUGACGCUCGGGCUGGUGUGGAGCAUCAUUCUGCACUGGCAGGUGCACUACCAUCUCAAGGAGCUGAUGUCGGAGCUGCAGCAGACAAACCUGGAGAAGACUCUGCUGGCCUGGUGCCGCACCCACACACAGAAUUAUGCGGGCGUGAACGUGAAGAACUUCACGACGUCGUGGUCGGACGGGCUGGCCUUCAACGCGCUGCUGCACCGCUGGCGGCCGCAGCUGUUCGACUACGCCGGCGUGGUGGCGCGGCCGGCGGGCGCGCGCCUGGACCACGCCUUCCAGCUGGCGCACGACCACCUCGGCAUCGACCGCCUGCUCGACCCGGAAGAUGUGAACACUCCGAACCCCGACAAGAAAUCGAUCAUGAUGUACGUGAUGUGCCUGUUCCAAUCGCUGCCGCACUCCAGCGAGGACGUGGCCGACAUGGAGAGCAUCCACUCCGAGCCGGGCACGCCCGUCGCUACACAACCACCCGAGGUGGCGGGCAGCCGGCCGCUGUCCACGGCCACGACGGGGUCGGGCGAGCUCGGCGGCUACUACGGCGCCUUCGAGGACGUGCUGGGCUGGCUGCUGGAGGCCGAGGAGCGCCUGGCCGCCGCGCCCGCGCCCACCGGCGACGAGCUGGCGCCGCUCAAGGCGCACUUCCACGCGCACGAGCGCUUCCUGCUGGAGCUGGCGGCGCAGCAGGCGCGCGUGGGCGGCGUGCUGGACGAGGGCGCGCGCCUGCUGCGCGACGCGGGGCUGGCGCGCGACGAGGCGGCCGAGGUGCGCCUGCAGCUGCGCCUGCUGGGCCAGCGCUGGGAGGCGCUGCGCCGCGCCGCGCUGGCCACGCAGGCGGCCGGCCACGCCGCGCUCAUGCGCGCGCAGCUGGCGCAGCUGGCCGCCUUCCGGCGCUGGCUGACGCGCACGGAGGACCGCAUGUCGCGCCUGCCGCGCGGCCUGCGCGCGCAGCUGGCGGCCGUGCGCGCGCUGCACGCCGACCUGCGCGCGCACCAGCCCACCGUGGACGCGCUGGCCGACUGCGUCAUCGUAGUGGACGACGACGCGCAGGAUGCCGGCGUGACGGAGAUCGAGGACGAGCUGACCGCGCUGAGCGAGCGCUGGUCGCACACGUGCCAGUGGACCGUGCAGCAGCUGGAGCGGCUGAGCGCGCUGGAGGCGCAGGCCGAGGAGCUGGACCGCCAGCUCGCCGCGCUGCUGGCCGCCGCCGACGCCUGCGAGAGCGAGCUCAAGCACAUGGAGGCGCACCCCGCCGCCGACGUGGGCGCCGGCCUGCGCCGCCUGGCCGACCUGCGCCGCCUGCGCGCCGCGCUGCGCCGCCACCAGCGCGCCGCCGCCGCGCAGCUCGACGCCGCCGCGCGCCUGCACGCCGCCGAGCCCGACGCCGCGCCCGCCGCGCCGCUGGAGCGCGCCGAGGCGCUGCACGACCGCCUGGACGCGCUGCUGCUCAUCCUGCACGUGCAGGCGCAGCGGUUGAAGGACCUGGGCUUCGACAUCGACUCGGACUCUGCGUCCGAAGGCGAGCCGGACGCGGCGCGCGACGAGCCGCCCAGUGACAGCAAGAAGCCGCGGCUGGCGGGGGACGCGCCGCCAGACUUCCAGUUAGGGUACAAGUCCUUCGAGACCUGGGCUGCCGACGCCGAGAAAGCGCUGGAAGAUUGCAAGCGAGAACUGGAAAAUAAAAGUGGUAAAGUUGAAAUCUCGGUGGUUUUGGAACGCGUGGAAAAAGAAAUGGAAACGCAGCGAGCAGACUUCGCGAAUGUGGAGGAGAUACAACGGAGACUGGCGGCCGAGGCCGGCCUGCAGGAGGAGGCGGAGCGCCACGCCGACAGCAUCCGCCAGCUCAAGGCGCGCUGGGACUCCAUCGCCGCCACGCUCGCCGACAUACGCGCCGCGCAGGCGGGGCUGCAGGCGGCCGCCGAGCUGGAGCCCGAGCUGCUGCAGCUGGAGCGCGAGCUGGACGAGCUGCGCACGGCCAGCGCGCGCCUGCUGGCUGCGCGCGCGCACCACAACCAGCGCGUGCACCUGCGGCCGCGCCUGCGCACCGCGCGCGGCCUGCUGGCGCGGGCCGCCGGGCUGGGCGCGCGCGCCGCCGCGCUGGCCGCGCCGCACGCCGCGCGCCUGCAGCCGCGCGCGCAGGCCGCGCACGAGGCGCUGGCCGCGCUGCUGCAGGAGCUGGCGGCGCGCGAAGCGGACAUCGCGGCGCGCGCGGCCGCGCCCGACGACUUCAAGGCGCUGCACGACAAGAUCCUGGCCAUGGAGUCGCAGAUCAUCGCGGAGCACGCCGUCAUCUCGACGCGCGAGGCCAUGGCCGACAAGCUGCAGCAGCUGCGGCGCCUGGCGCGCGAGUUCGACGAGCUGCAGGCCACGUACGACCGCGUGGUCUCCGAGCGGAGGGACGACUACGAGAAAGGAAGCGUGCAGGAACUCAACUUCAAAAGCAGCCUCGAAAACUUGGUCACCAAGUUCGAAGACACGAAAAUAAUAUUACAACAGAAAAUUAAAAAACUAGAAAACGGGCUGGAGCUGGUGCAGCGCUGGCAGCGCGCGGGUGACGCGGCGCGGGGCUGGCUGCAGCGCCUGGACGACUGGCUGCGGCUGCAGGACGUGCCGCUGGCGCAGCAGGACGCGCUCGAGCUCAUGCUGGACGCCAGCAACAAAUUCGAGGAAGAGAAACAGACGUACAAGGCUGAAAUAGACACAGUGGAAAGCACCAAAGAAUCGAUCCUCGAAGAUUGCGACGACGCCAUCGCUAAGAUGGUACAGAACGAAACGAAGAGCCUAGUGAAACGAUACGAGAGCGUGACGCAGAAGGCGUUCCGACUGAACGAGGAGCUGCGGAGGGGGCUGGAGCGCACCGAGGCCGUGUUCCGCAAGAUCGCGGACAUGGAGGCCUGGCUGCAGGAGCUGGAGGCGCAGCUGCCCGCCGAGCACGAGUGCCGCAUCACGGACUCCGCCGAGCUGUACCAGAUGAAGGCGCGCUUCCAGGCGCUCAAGGACAAGUGCGACGACCACACGCAGCAGUUCCGCAACCUCAACGACUGCAGCGGCGACAUGCUGGUGGCGGCGGGCGCGGCGGGCGCGGAGCUGGCGCGCCGCGUCACGCGCCUCAACGCGCGCUGGACCAGCGUCACGCACGGCGUGUACGAGCGCUACAAGGUGCUGGCGGAGGCGUGGCACGAGAGCGGCGAGCUGCGCGCGUGGCUGACGCAGGAGCGCGCGUGGCUGGACGGGCUGCAGCGCCGCCUGCGACGCUCGCCCAACGCGCCCGCCGACGCAGAGGAGAUCUCCGACGAGCUCUACGAUCUGGAAAACUACAUUCAGAACCACAGCGACGAGCGCCUGUCGCGCAUCCAGGACAUCGGGCGCCAGCUCAUCGACGCGCACAUCAUGCCGGGCUGGAUCCAGGCCGAGAUCGACGCCAUCACCGAGUCGUGGAACUCGCUGCGCGCCGAGGCGGCCGCGCGCAGCGCGCUGCUGGAGCGCGGCGUGCGCGAGGCCGCGCGCACCGAGGUGGCCGUGGACCGCCUGCAGCAGUGGCUGGACGCCGCGGGCCAGGACCCUGCCACGGACCCGCCGCCGCCGGCGCUGCUGGCCGCCGCGCCCGCGCAGCGCGCGCUGCUGCGCGACGUGCGCGCGCAGGCCGACGCCUACCGCCGCGCCGGCAAGCACGAGGCGGGCGCGCGCCUGCUGGACCAGCUGGAGCUGCUGCAGCGCCGCUUCGACGGCGCCGAGCGCGCGCUGCAGGAGGCGGCGGGCGGGGCGGGCGGCGCGGGCGGCGCGGGCGGGGCGCUGGGCGCGCGCCUGGCGGCGGCGGCGGCGGCGCUGGGUGGCGUGCAGCGCGACGCGGCGCUGCAGCUGGCCCGCCCCGCGCUCGACCCCGACCGCGUGCGCGCGCAGCUCCGCACCUGCCUCAGGUUCUACCGGACCCUCAGCGAGAUCAAGUCGGAAGUGGAGUCCAUCAUCAAGACCGGGCGCAAGAUGGUGGAAGACAAGACGGUCCCCGAGCCGCAGGAGUUCUCGAAGAAGAUCGACAUGUUGAAGGAGCUGUACAACAAGCUCGGCGCGCAGAUCACGGAGUCCAAGUCGCGGCUGGAGCAGGCGCUGCUGGCGGCGCGCGACAUCCAGAGCGACCUGGGCGCGCUGGGCGCCUGGCUGGACGGGCUGGGCGCCGCCAUGGGCCGCCAGACGCUGGAGCUGGAGAUGUCGCGCAUGCAGGCGCUGCGGGACAAGCUCAACGCCAACUACACACGCUUCGCCGACACCUGCGACCCGCAGUACGCCGACGGCCUGCGCGAGCAGAUCGACGCCAUCAACGCGCGCUGGGACCACCUCAAGAAGCACGGCCCGGCCGCGCCCGCCGCGCCCCCCGCGCCCCCCGCGCCGCGGCCGCGGCCCCCGCCUGAGAAGCUCGAGGCCGCCACGCAAGCACACACGGACGGCGCGCCCGUUGUCGAGUACGAGAAUGUUACAGACACUAUUAAAAGGCGGCUAGAGAGUCCUGUUAAUACUCCAGAAACAGAAAAACCAGAACUUAAAAAGUCUAAAAUACCGUUAGCUUUGAAAAGCCCUGUACCAAUCAGAAAAGAAAUCAAAGAAGGCGGUCACAGGAGCAGAGGAUCCUCACUCGAGAGAGGGAAGCGAGUGUCUGAGAGUCCCGCGUCUGACUGCAGCGCCAUGUCCACCGACUCCAUCGAACCCCCGCCCCUGCGACGCCCCAUCACCCUCAGCACCUCCGCUAUACCUACAACUAACGCCAGCCCUACAACCCCCGUCAGUCCCACAACCCCCGUCAGUCCCACAACCCCCGUCAGUCCCACAACCCCCGUCAGUCCCACAACCCCCGUCAGUCCCACAACCCCCGCCAGCCCCAGUAUACCCGCUACCCCCUCUUCCCCCGCAUCCUACGGUCCGGCCGGCACCCCGGAGCCGGCGGAUCGGCCCUCGACUCCGUCCACCCCCCACACGCCGUCCACUCCCCAGCAGAACAGCAGCACGUUCAACUUGCUGACAGACAGCGACCUGUUCACACAGAUCUCCAAAGAUAAGAUCCGCGCCCGGGCCCCCGCCGCGCCCGACGUGGCGCAGGCGGACCCGUGCCACGUGGUGGCGGUCAAGGAGCACGAGAUCGUCAAGUCCACCGUCAGCCCCAUCGAGCCCGUCGAGAUAUACCCGUUCGAAGCGAUCGAUGCCGUCGUCGAGUUCAUACCGCAGACCGUGGAGACCGUGGAGAUCAUCGACGAUACCGAGAACGAGUCUCUCACCGAUUCUGACGAUCAGGAACAAACUCGGCAGCCCGUCGACUUGGGAACGGAACCUAAGACUUUCGUAGUCGAAGUGAAGACUCUCGAACAAAGGAUGAAACCGACGCUCGGUAUAUUAAAACGCAAAAACAGUUCGGAAGAAGAAAACCCUACGUCGAUCCGCGGCGCCAUGGCGGGCGUGCCCGACGUGAUCCCGGCCGGCGCGCGCGCCGAGGCCGCGACGCGCCCCGCGCUGCCCGAGCCGUCCGCCACCGAGCUGCGCGCGCGCAGCCCGCCCCCGCAGUUACGCUCGACGUCGUGUAGCGAGUUCGACGACAAGGCCCCGUUGUCGACGUCGACACCUAUCAAGCAAGAGGAGCGCAGCAAGCAGUCGGUGCAAGUGGUGGCCAUGUCGCCCAAGCUGAUCGGCGACCACUUGCCCAAACCGACGGGAGAUCAGUCCCCCCAGGCGACAGGUGACCAGCCGCCCACGUUCACUAGCGAUCAGUCGCCGAAGUCGAGCGAAGACCGAUCGUCCGAAACGAUCGGUGACCAGUCACCCGUAUUGUCAGAAGAUCAGUCGCCCAAAUCAUCUGGCGAUCAGUCCCCUAACUUGCCGGCCGCCGAGUCCGGCAAAUUGUCAGACGACAAACCGUCGAAGCCACUAGACGACGAGUCAGCUAAGUCGACAGACGAGCAAUCGGCGAAGUCGGGCGACGGCUCGGCGAGUGCGUCGGAGCUGCGCGCGCGCUGGGGCGGCGCGGCGGACGCCGGCGUGCUGCGCUGGGAGGCGGCGGCGCGCGCGCUGCUGCGCUCCAUGGACGUCAUGCUGCUCACCGUGGGCGGCGUGGCGGCCGAGCGGGACCCCGCCAAGCGCCUCGAGAUCCUCAAGCACCAGCUGGGCCAGCUCGCGCCCGACGCCGCCGCGCUCAUCUCGCAGGGAGACUCGCUCGUCUACGCCAAGCACCGGGACAGCCCGCUGCUGGCCGACUACAUCCAGACGCACUUCCAGGAUAAAUUGCGUAACAAAUGGUCGAUGGUGAUGUCGGAGAUCGAGUUGAAACGUAACCUCGCGCUGCGGGCGGAGGACAACCUGAAGGAGCUGAACAAGAUACUGGAGGAGGCGCAGGCGUGGCCCGCCGGCGACGGUGACGGCCAGGACGGCGCCGAGCACGCGGCGCGCGAGGCGGGCGUGGAGCGCGCCGCGCACCUGGCGCGCGAGCUGCGCGCGGCGCACGUGGGGCUGCCCGAGCGCGCCGUGGCCGAGCUGCUGGCGCGCGCCGCGCCCGCGCCCGGGCCCGAGCACGUGACGCGCGCCAACCGCGCGCGCGAGGCCGUGGCGGCGCUGGGCGCCGUGCUGCGCGCGCCGCCGCUGGGCUCGCGCGACUACGACGAGUUCCCGCUGCAGGAGGACGCGCUGGCCCGCGUGCGCGCCGGCCUGGCCGACGUGGCGCCGCAGGUGGCCGAGGCCGAGCGCGAGCUGGCGUGGCACGCGGCGCGCGCCGGCCCGGGCGCGCAGCGCGCCCAGCGCCUGCACGACAAGCUGCGCGCCGAGUGGGCCGCGCUGCAGGACCACUACCGCACGCGACACGACCGAUGGAGCGCGUGCCAGGCGGAGUGGGCGCGCCUGUACUCGCUGCUGGAGGAGGGCGGCGAGUGGCUGGACGCGGCCGAGCGGCGCGUGGAGGCGGCGCGCGCGCUGGCGCCGGGCGAGCGCGGGCGCGCGCUGGCGGCGCUGCGCGCGGAGCACGCGGCGCGCGGCGGCGUGCUGGCGGAGGCGCGCGCGGCGGGCCGCGGCGUGCUGGCGGCGUGCGCGGCGCCGCUGGCGCAGCACGUGCAGGACCAGCUGGAGCUGCUCAGCGAGCGCAGCCACGCGCUGCACGCCGCGCUGCACCACGCCGACACGAUACAAAUAGAAGAGAACGACAUGCAGACGAGCAGCGACCUACAGACGCAAGAUGGCACAAAGGACAGUCCCGCGGCCGGGGAGGCGCCCGCUGCAGACAGCGCAUGGGCCGAGUCUGCGCGCGCCGCGCUGCACGACGUGCAGGAGCUGCUGGGGGGCACGCGGGCCAACCCCGCCGACCGGACCUGUCUCGCCGUGCGACACAGCCUCGUCAAGGCGCGCGAGGAGGAGCUGGCCGGCAAGCUGCGGGACAUGGAGGUGCUGCGCCAGGGGGGGGCGCUGCCGCCGGGGGGGAGCCAGCUACAGGCGGAGCUGCAGCAGGCGCAGGCGCGGCUGCAGGAGCACGGCCAGUACAUCGACGGCAAGCUGCUGGCGCUCAGCAAGUACUGCGCGCGCCUCGACGCCGCGCUGGCCUGGGCCGCCGACCUCGCGCAGCGCCGCGCCGCCGGGGCGCCCGCCGCCGACAUCGCCGCGGCGCUGGCGGAGCGCUCGCACGAGGUGCGCGAGGUGCUGGAGAACUACACCAACCUGGAGCGGCAGUGCGGCGCCGCGCGACAGACCGUGGCGCCCGACGUGCGCGAGCCCGCGCUGCGCCUGCGCGAGCUGUGGCAGACACUACGCGCGCCCCCGACGACCGCGCCCCCGACGACCGCGACCCCGGCGGCCGCGCCCCCGGCGGCCUCGCCCCCGGAGCGGCGCAGCUCUGCGGACAGCGUGCACAGCGAUUGGAGCGGCCGGCUGUCGGGGCGGCGGCGCUCGUCGCAGCAGUCGCCCGCCGCGCUGCUCGCUAACUUCGACACCACCGUGCAGCAGAUCCGCGACUGGGUGUCGGUGGAGGUGGACAUGCUCCGCACGCAGUCGGUCGCCGUCGGCGAUGUGGACGAGAUCCUGCAGCAGCUCGACAAGCAGAAGGGAGUACUCCGGGAGCUGGAGCAGAAGAAGCCGCAGCUGGACGAGCUGCUGCACACCGCCGAGAGCCUCAAGGGCACCGAGAACCGCCAGCAGCUGCAUGGGAAAGCAAGUAUAACCGGUUUCCCGGUGUCCCACACGAGCGGCCAGUUUUUGCACUUGAGGUCACUGUUGAAAGUGACAGCCCUCCGCGAGCACUGGGACGAGGCCAAUGCGCGCGUGCUGCAGCGCAAGGCGCAGCUGGACGCCAUGCUGGGCGACUCGCAGCGCUACGAGGCGCGGCGCCGCGACGCCGACGCCUGGCUGUCGCGCAUGGAGGCGCGCCUGGCCGCCAUGCAGCCCCCGGCCAACACCGCUGAUGUGCUGGAGAUGCAGCUCAGGGAACAGAAGUCAUUCCACGCCGAGGUGCAUCAAUACAAACACCAGAUUGAACUGUUUGGCCAGCUGACCCAACGCCUCAUUGCGGUGUAUCGCAACGACGAUACUACUCGCAUCAAACGUUCCACUGAGGCUAUCAACCAUAGAUACAAUGAGCUGAACAACAGCAUUGUCGCUCGAGGCAAAGCGUUGCAUUCAGCUGUAUCAUCGCUGCAGAACUUCGAUCGUUCGCUGGAGAAAUUCGUCGCUUGGCUGAGCGAGGCGGAGUCAUUGCUGGACGCUGCGGAGCGGGAUCCUCAUCUGUUAAAGGAUCUUCAAUCAGAGAUCGAGACACACCGCGAUGUGUACGCGUCGCUCACCGGGACGGGGCGCCGGCUGCUCGGCUCCCUCUCCUCGCAGGAGGACGCCGUCAUGCUGCAGAGGAGGCUCGACGAGAUGAACCAGCGGUGGCAUCAUCUCAAGGCCAAGAGCAUGGCCAUCAGAAACCGGCUGGAGAGCAAUGCUGAGCACUGGUCAGCAUUGCUGCUGUCACUGAGAGAGCUCACUGAGUGGGUGAUCAGGAAGGAGACUGAGCUGAACGCCCUCGCACCUCCCCGGGGCGACCUGCCGGCCCUGCUCAAACAACAGGAUGACCACCGCGCAUUUAGGAGACAGCUCGAAGACAAACGGCCAGUCGUCGAGAGCAAUCUCCUGAGUGGCAGACAAUACAUCGCGAAUGAGCCGCCGCUGUCAGACACGAGCGACACUGAGGCGAGUCGCGAAAACGAAGGUGACUCCCGCGGCUACCGUUCAGCAGAGGAGCAGGCUCGUGAGCUGGCCAGGUCCAUCAGGAGGGAGGUGGCCAAGUUGGCAGACAAGUGGAACUCCUUGGUGGACAGGAGCGAUGCCUGGGGACGGUGCUUGGAUGAUGCUGUACAGCGUGUCCGAACAUUCACGACCUCCCUCGACGAGCUCGCGGGUCGCGUACAAGCCGCAGAAGCUGCACGCUCCUCAUGGCGCGGUCCUGGUGACGCAAGGGAUGCGCGCGCGCAGCUCGACGCGGUCUCCCGCGCACGCGCACAGCUGCCUCCGCUCAGGAGACUGGCUGACGAGCUGCACGCACAAGCUCAGCAGCUAGCGCGAGACAAGAUACAACUGCCUGAUCAUCUACUUGCAAGAUUGGAUGAUUUGAAUACCAGGGUAUCUGGCCUGGUCUCCGGCGGUGAGGAGCGCGUGCGCCAACUAGCUGGUGUUGCGAGAGAUGGCGGCGCGGGCGCAGCGCAGGGCUUCCUCGCUGGCUCCGUGGAGAUACCCUGGGAGAGAGCCGUCACUCCUGCCAAUGUACCCUACUACAUCAACCACGAACUGGAAACAACUCACUGGGACCAUCCGAAGAUGAUCGAGCUGAUGAACUCCCUAGCUGACCUGAACGAGGUCCGCUUCUCCGCGUACAGGACCGCGCUCAAACUGAGGACUGUGCAGAAAGCACUCUGCAUGCACAUGCUCCAACUACCAGCAGCAUUGGAAGCGUUUGACUCGCACGGCCUGCGCGCUCAGAAUGAUCGUCUGAUUGACAUCCCUGACAUGAUCACUGUUCUCACUUCUUUGUACGAGGUGAUUGCAGCGGAGAAUCCAAGUCUAGUGAACGUGCCGCUUUGCUUGGACCUGUCCAUCAAUUGGUUGCUCAACGUGUAUGACAGCCAGCGGACCGGGCAGAUCCGGGUUCUAAGCUUCAAGGUCGGCCUCGUACUUCUAUGCAAGGGACACUUGGAGGAGAAGUAUAGAUAUCUGUUCCGGCUGAUCGCAGAUCCAUCGUGUAGGGCCGACCAAAGAAAACUCGGAUUGUUGCUGCAUGACUGUAUUCAGGUACCAAGACAACUGGGUGAAGUGGCUGCCUUCGGAGGCUCAAACAUAGAACCUUCAGUGAGGAGCUGCUUCGAACAGGCAUCGGCUGCCACCAAGGAGGGCAAUAAGGGAGGCACUCUUGACAGGAAAGUUGUUAAUCUUCCAGAAAAAGACAAGGAGAAGGAGGAACCGGCUAAGGACAAGACCUUGGAGCGUGAUGCAGACGGCCAGCUCCAGUUUAUCGAGGCGUUCCACUUCCUGCAGUGGCUGCAGAAGGAGCCGCAGUCCAUGGUGUGGCUGCCCGUGCUGCACCGCCUGGCCGCCGCCGAGACUGCCAAGCAUCAGGCCAAGUGUAACAUCUGCAAGGAGUACCCGAUUAUUGGGUUCAGAUACCGUUGCCUGAAAUGUUUCAACUUCGACAUGUGCCAGAAAUGCUUCUUCAACGGCCGCAAAGCCAAGAACCACAAGCUGACGCAUCCUAUGCAGGAGUAUUGCACUGCUACUACUUCGGGCGAAGACGUGCGUGACUUCACUCGUGCGCUGCGCAAUAAGUUCAAGUCAGCUCGCUACUUCAAGAAGCAUCCUCGAGUCGGAUACCUUCCCGUGCAAACUGUACUAGAAGGUGAUGCCUUGGAGUCUCCGGCCCCAUCUCCACAACACGGCAGUGCUUCAGGCUCAGCCCUUGGAGGUGAUGACAUGCACUCUCGACUGGAACUGUAUGCUACCAGGCUGGCUCAGGUGGAACUCGGAGCCAAAUCUGGAGACACUCCUGACAGUGACGAAGAACAUCAAUUGAUUGCCCAAUACUGCGCAUCUCUGAAUGGCGGCGGCGAGACUGAUGAUGCACCACGCUCGCCCGUGCAGGUGGUCUCCAUCAUUCAUCGUGAGCAGAGACACGAACUUGAGGCUAUGAUCCGAGAGUUAGAGGAAGAGAAUGCCAGUCUCCAAGCUGAAUACGAGCGUUUGAAGGCCAAGCAAACUCCAGGAUCUACUCCAGAGGAGCAGCAUGGUGUCAAUGAUAACAGGAACGCUCCUGUCGACCAGGACAUGAUGGCUGAAGCGCGCCUGCUGAGGCAGCACAAGGGUCGCCUGGAGGCACGCAUGCAGAUCCUCGAGGAACAUAACCGACAGCUCGAGGCUCAGCUGCAGAGACUGAGGAGACUGCUCGAUGAGCCUGCCCAAGGAUCUCCACCAGCUCGCACCGGCACUCUGCAGACUCGUUCCGUGACCGCUUCGCAACUUGCUACCGAUUCUCCGGCAAAAAUGCAUAAUGGACUAUACCAUGAGUCGCAAACUAACGGGGGCCCGCGCUGGGCGGGCGCGGAGCGGGAGCCGCUGGAGCGUCCGCCGCCGCCGCCGCACCAGGUGCACUCACUCAUGCACUGCGCAGAUGACCUUGGGCGCGCUGUCGAAGAACUAGUGUCAGUAAUGACGGAGGACACACAAAACCAGACAUCGAACUCUCCUCCACAAUACACCAACGGGAAGCCACCAACCAAAGAGUAGCCCUGACAUCGCCCGUGGUACAUCGCGCGCAUGGUGCUGCCAGCGGGGCCGCCUGGCCCGCCCCCCUACUUAAUGAUACCUUCGAACUAGCAACACUGUCGAGUCAUACCAAAGAGAACGCUUUAAACUCUUUCCUUACUAAACAUCGAAGUAUUAUAAAUUGUACAGUAUUUCUACUAAUUUUCGACUCAUCACUAACAAUACCUGCACAUGCUGUUUCUACCUUAUUAUACAAAAGCUCUAACAUUCCACACAUUCUCUAAUCGAGUGGGCUUCGCGGGGAAAGAUACUAAAAGUAGAAGCCUGUAAGGAACCGGCUAUAUAGAACUAACAACGAUCAUAUCUAGAUUUAGUUCCCUGUAGCGUCGUUUUCGAGACGAGUCGUAUGCAACGCUUAUUGUAUUAAUAAGGGCAUGCCAUUGUUGCAGUACGUAUCGUGAUUGAGUCGCUUUUUUAUACCUUUUCUUACUAUACAGAACUUGGUAGGCAACCCUGACAGAAUUUCUACUAUUUUAGUUUUUCCCCUCCGUAACCCCGACAGUGUUGCUAGAACGAGACGAUCCAACGAAAAAGACACUGUAACGAGCAUUUAUAUACAUAUAUAUUUAACAAAAAAUGUACCAAAUUUGUGGAUACUUAAUAUUUUAAUCGUUUAAGUACAUAUCUUGUUAGUACAAUCUCCAUUAUAUAUCAUAUCACUUCUUGUAUACUUCCAUAUCAUUUUGCUAUGUAAAAUACAGGCAUAUGUAUUAUAUCACGUGAAACGAAACUGAGCCAACUCGGCCACUGGUCGGAGGUCUGUGUCAUACAAGACAGUUCGAUCGGUUUGACCACAUGUUUAUCAUAUCGACGAGAAUAACAUUGUACCCAGACCAUAUCCAUGUUUUUCUAUAAUUAUACAAAGAACAAACAGUAUUUAAGGAUGCUACCGUAUAGUAGUAAUUUUGAAGUGUGGUCACACUGAACGUAUUAAGCUGAAAGCUUUAAUAGGAUCACAAUUAGCUUUAAAACCGCAACUGUGACAUAUUUUGAUAAAUAACGCAACAUGUAUGCAACCUACAAGUUUAUACCGCGCAACCACUGAAAGGGCCUAAGUUUUAGUGGAAAUGUAUUGUUAUAUAGAUUGACCUCUCCGAUUCUUCAAAAACAUGUAUGCCAUAUGUCUAGUGUGGCCGUAGAUAAAAUGGAUUCGUUAACGAUUUUGCGAGUAGUAUUUAGAUGUAGCCAAAAUGAUAUCGAGCAUGUUAUCUAUAUGCAUGUUUGUGUAAGUUAAACAUUUAUCGAGUUAUCAAAAAUGUAUCGUUAGAUGAUGAAAAAUAAUAAUCGAAGUGCUUCUAUGCAGAGUAGUGGCAGUUUCCUUUCCUUCACUGUUAGGGCUAGGCCAGCCGCGAUUAUUUUAUCGAUAGAGUAAAGCGCACAUAAAAUAAAGCACUCUAAAAAUGGUGCGAUUUAUUUAUCGAUAGUUAUAAUCGCGGCGCGCUCUAGUCGGUACUGUCGGACUGUAGGGACUCUUCUUAGGAACUAUAAAACAUGUAUCCAAAACUUUUUCACUAUUACAAAGGGCAACAUGACACAUUUUUCGAUUAGACUAAUAUGGCGCGCGACGGUUUUUAUGUCGCGCGCCGGUGUAUCUCGAUAUGUACCGUGUGUCUACUAGUAAGAUGCUGCCUACCUUUUUUAGAUAAGGAUAUAUUGGAGAGACUUUUAUACGAUCGUUAAAUAAUCCUGUUGAAGCUAACUUUAAAUUAAGUACUUCGGAUCUAACCAUAUCAAGGUUUAUUUUGUUUUUUUCCGUCGCAACGGUGCGCAGGAGUUUUGAAGUACCAGCAUAUUUUAACGCUGGCAACAUUCCAAAAUUCCGGUGCACCCGCGACUGUUACUUAAAUUCUUAUUAAUUUCGCUAAUAUAGUAUAUAAGAAAAAAAGCACAAUCUUUAUUAUAAUUUUAACGAAAAUAGAAAAUAAAAAUUUACACUAAUAUAUUGUUAAUAAUUUUAUUUUUUGUUUAUUACGUAGUACGUUAGUGUUCUGUUUACUAUUACGAAAUUUAAUACUUAUUUUAAUAUUGGCAAUUUACGAAAUGUACUACUUCCGCAUUUAUUUGUAUAUUUUACUGUGUUUAUGAUGUUUUUAGAAGUUAAACACAAAUAAACAUUCAACAUAGUA